UCAUUUCCCUUAAAUUUCCCCUUAAACAGCCUCAGAGUUACUGUCGAUCAGUUUAUUUCAGUGUUUCAUGUUGUUAUAUUCUCUAUGUUUCAGUACAUAAUUCAUUAUACAUAAUGACACAGAUUUGGCAGAGUGCUUGUAUAUGACAUAAGCCAAAAUGGAAAAAUAAGAUGACAUUUCUUUUUCUGUGCAAUCUAAUAAGAAAUCUGAUUUAAUGUACAUUAUGUCGUCUUAUUAACAUGUUGCUGUAAUUCAGGUUGAUGUACUUGAUAUCUAUGGGAUUUUUUUGGCCUUGAGUAGAUAAAGAAAGGAGUUUUGUUGGUUUAAACGGUGUCAACAACGUAAUGUAAGAAAAGAUGGAGAAUAAAACUCACUUGAACAACAGCUGACGGUGCUCUGCUGGCUGAUAGUAGUCUGUGCUUCAGAGAGGGUGGAGGUUACCUUUGGUGACUGCAGACAGUUUAUCAUUGUUAUCAUCUCUGUUGUGAGGAAUGAGUUCGGCCACAUUCAGGGAGGAAAAACAUUUACUCAGUUUCCGUGCUUCAGUACAAUUUUUAGGUACUUGUACUUUACUUUAUACUUCCACUUCACACUUUAUACAGAGAAAUAUUUUACUUUUAACUUCACUGCAUUUAUCUGACAGCUGUAGUUACUUCACAGAUUUUUACACUAAAAACACAUGAUACAUAAUUACAAUGCAUUGUUAAAAACUGAGCCAGUGGUUCCCAACUUUUUUAAAAAACAUAAAUAAAUAAAUGAAUAAACAAACAAUGUACAUGAACCUUUAGUUAACACUAGUGUAUUUAUUCUCUUGAGCACAGAAACAUAAUUGACAAAAAAUGUCUGAGUGUUUGCAAACGACCUCAUGAGCUGAUGCUGAUUAUCUCAGAAUUAUUAGUAUUUUUACUAUUUAGUGAUCAUGAGUAUAUCUGUUUAUUCUGUUUAUAUCACAGAUUACUUUUCUCUUUUCUUUUUUGCAGCGGCAGUAGUGGAUUUCCAUACCAGGAAGCAUGCCUGUUUCCAGUCGGAACUAUUUUGGUGACGCGCAGCCGGUGUACCAACACAGCUGCAUCCGGUUGAUCUGAAUUUCUGCUGCUCGAUGUGGUUUUCUUUCCCACUAAACUGCUUCAGAAAGUGGAUUCCGUGACGUUAGACACCCCGACAUGCCUGCGUCGUAGUAUUUUAAUGAAUAGUAAUUACAGUUUUACGAUAAAUAGCUUUAUAAAAGUAAGCUAGCAGCAAAGAAGUGGUGGAUGUAUGACAAGAAGUCAAACAUGGUGCCAUUAAAGAGAAGAAAGCUCGUCUCCUCUCAUAUUGGGAACACUGGGACUGACUGCAGUGGACCUGAAGUACCAAACAAGUUCCCACAGGUCGUUUUGUUCCUGCUGGAGAGGAAAAUGGGAGCCAGUCGAAGAGCUUUUCUCUCCCGGCUCGGUCAAAGCAAAGGAUUUCAAGUGGAGGAGAAGUUCAGUCGGAGUGUCUCGCACGUCAUCUCUGAGAAUAACUGUGGUGACGAGGUCAGGACGUGGCUGGACUCACAGGUCGGAGGCCAAACACCUGUUCACCUGCUGGACAUCAGCUGGUACACAGAGAGCAUGCGCGCAGGAUGUCCUGUUGAAAUCCUGGACAGACAUAAACUCCAGGAGCAGCGGACUGAUGAAGCAGAGGUCGCGGCGUUCUCCGCUCCCAGCUACGCCUGCCAGAGACGAACCACCCUGGUCGACCGCAACACCGUCCUCACUGAUGCUCUGUCGCUCCUGGCUGAAAACGCUGAGCUCAGCGAGGAGGACGGACGAGGCGUUGCGUUUCGACGGGCCGCCGCCGUGCUGAAGGCUCUCCCCGAAGCGGUGACGGACAUGACGCAGCUCAGAGGGCUGCCCUGCCUCGGAGAACAUUCGCUCAGAGUCAUCAAAGAUAUUUUGGCGAAUGGAGCAUCAAGUGAAGUUGAAUCUAUGAAGCAAUCUGAGCGCUACAAAGCUCUGAAGGUCUUAACGGGUAUUUUUGGAGUCGGGGCGAAAACAGCAGAUCGAUGGAUCAAAGCCGGGAUCCGCAACCUCCAGCAGCUGCAGGAUUCGGGACAAACACUCAAUCGAACACAGCGAGCAGGCCUCGAGCACUACGACGACCUCGGCCAGCCGGUCAUGAAGGCAGAGGCGAACGCCAUCGGUCAGAUAGUAGAGGAAGCCGUCGGGUCCGUGUUACCGGGCGCACGCGUGACUCUGAUUGGAGGAUUCAGGAGGGGGAAGCUGACAGGCCACGAUGUGGACUUCCUGAUAACACACCCAGAGGAGGGCAGAGAGGUGGGGCUGAUGCCUAAAGUGGUUUCCUGGUUGGAAUCACAGGGUUUCCUGUUGUACCAGAAAACCACAAGAAACUCUUACCUGGAGGCUAAAGACGGUCCAGCUCGGCCCUCCUCCAACAUGGACCGCUUCGAGAGGUGUUUGUCCAUCUUUAAACUGACCAAAGAGGAGAAAGGAGGGAGGAAACAGCCAGAGACACUAACAGAAGACUGCACGGAGAGCGUCAGAGCACCUGAUCCAGAUCCACGUGUUCAGAUCCUCCGAGGCGAAAGAGGCACACAUGAAGGUGGGCUGGAGGUGGAUCAGACAAAACCUGCAGGACGCAAACCGUGGAGGGCCGUGAGGGUGGACCUGGUGGUCUCUCCGAUCAGCCAGUUUGCUUUCGCUCUGCUGGGCUGGACAGGAUCCAAGCUAUUUGAGAGGGAGCUGCGACGCUGGGCGGCCCACGAGAAGACCAUGUCCCUGAGCAGCCACGCUCUGUACGACAACAAACAGAAAAGGUAUCUGAGAGCCACGUCAGAGGAGGAGAUAUUUGCCCAUCUCGGACUGGAGUACAUUCCUCCAUCAGAGAGAAACGCCUGACCACACCUGCUGAGUUGUAAUACUCGUUACGGCCACCAGAGGCUGAGUUGAGCCACAUGUGGCAGGAGUUUGCCUUCAGGACUUUCUGGCAGAAAGUCUUUCUCAUGUUGCUAAAGGGUCGAUUUUAACCCAAACCAGGAUCUUUUCCUGAAACUAACCAAGUAGUUUUGGUGCCUAAAUCUAAAUUUAAAGAUCAAAAUCAAAGUAAAAAUAGCAAAAAUAAUGAAAAUAAUCAGCUUUGACAUUUAGUUUCACACGGGACCCGGUCUCCUCUGUGAAAGUCCUGCGUUUGAACGAUUCAUCCUCUAUGACCCCCUCUGUGUGUGCUUUGUCUCUCUGUGUUUCUGUCUGUGGUGCACCCCAGCCUCUGGUGGCAGGAAUGAGUAUUACAACCAAAAACACUUCGAAAAUUGACCCGGACAAAAAAAAAUGUUCUUUCUUUCUGUUCAGUUAAUUUCAAAGAUGAAAAAAUUAUUGAUUCGUGAAAAAAACAAAAUUUCUUACCCACCCUUCAGGGCUUCCGUAGAUUUGUGCUCGACUGCUCGAGCGACACACCGGAUGAAGUUUUCAUUGGACGAAAUUUAAACUUUUUGUGCUGAGUGACCCAGUGCUGUGUUGCCAGAGCUGGAGCAGUUUAAUAGAAGAGUCCUGCAAUAAAUCCUCCAUCAUGAAGGUUAUAAUGUUCAGUUGAAGCUGUUUCAGAGUCGUUGAUUGAACUGUACUAUAUUGAACUGAACUAUAAUUUAGUUCAGCUCAACAGCACCAUAAACCUUCACUUUAGUCAAUAAGUCAAUAUUUUGCACCCUCUGUUGCAGCUGCAGCUCUUUUCACUGCACAAUCGACAUAUAUGUUCCAUAUUUUAAACUGUAAAUUUGUAUUUAUGAGCAUUUUUUUUCUCUUGCUUUGUAUUUUUUAACUGUGACGCACCAAAACACUAAACCACAAUCACUGCAUGUGAGAAUUCAUUUGGCAGUAAAACCUGUUUGUGGUUCUGAUUCUAAACUUUGAAAUGUUCAUUCAUCUGAAAUCAACAACAUCUUCAAUAAAAACAAAACCUUCAUAAAGGAUUUUUUCCAGGGCCGACUUGAAUUAGUUUCAGCCAGGUGUACCUGAUAAACUGGCAACUGAGUGUAGGUUCCCUCAGGUAGAGAUUCAAAACUGACAUAAGAAGUGCUGCAACCUGUCUAUAUUGAUUGAUUGAUUGAUUGAUUCCUUUAUUUCGAACAUGUAAAAAAACAAAGAAAGACAGAGCAAACAGACAAAAGUGAAUAAAGAAGAAAAGAAAAAAAAGAGAAAAAAAAUAAUUAA
Messenger RNA from Chelmon rostratus (copperband butterflyfish), 4190 nucleotides. RefSeq names its product polymerase (DNA directed), mu (gene polm). Gene Ontology annotation, biological process: double-strand break repair via nonhomologous end joining. Gene Ontology annotation, cellular component: nucleus. Lineage: Eukaryota; Metazoa; Chordata; Actinopteri; Chaetodontiformes; Chaetodontidae. The transcript has 12 exons. The record is from RefSeq and is a predicted model, not a curated record. The coding region runs from base 1254 to 2882 and encodes 542 amino acids. Gene Ontology annotation, molecular function: DNA-directed DNA polymerase activity; DNA binding.